Nematolebias whitei (Rio pearlfish) is the source of this 1323-nucleotide messenger RNA. It is a transcript of the gene polr2c, whose product is annotated as RNA polymerase II subunit C. Gene Ontology annotation, molecular function: protein dimerization activity; DNA-directed RNA polymerase activity. The record is from RefSeq and is a predicted model, not a curated record. The transcript has 9 exons. Gene Ontology annotation, biological process: DNA-templated transcription. Bases 82 to 909 code for a protein of 275 amino acids. Lineage: Eukaryota; Metazoa; Chordata; Actinopteri; Cyprinodontiformes; Rivulidae. Gene Ontology annotation, cellular component: RNA polymerase II, core complex.
UGCGUACAAACGAAGCAUCGACGGUAGUUGUGAAACGUUUGUCCGAUUUCUCGUUGCUUUUAGGUUAUAUAAACUUCAAGAAUGCCGUAUGCUAACCAGCCGACAGUUAAAAUAACAGAGCUGACGGAUGAAAAUGUGAAAUUUGUCAUAGAAAACACAGAUUUGGCGGUUGCAAAUUCUCUCCGUCGUGUCUUCAUGUCAGAGGUUCCCACAAUAGCAAUUGACUGGAUCCAGAUUGAUGCUAAUUCAUCUGUACUGCAUGACGAGUUCAUCGCCCACAGAGUCGGACUCAUUCCCCUCACCAGCGACGAGAUCGUGGAUAAAAUGCAGUACUCCAGAGACUGUACCUGUGAGGACUUCUGUCCUGAGUGCUCUGUGGAGCUGACGCUGGACGUCCGGUGCACCGAGGAUCAGACGCGUCACGUCACAUCACGCGAUCUGUUGUCCAACAACCCGAGAGUCAUCCCGGUGACCUCCAGGAGUCGAGACAAUGAUCCAAACGACUACGUCGAGCAAGAUGACAUUUUGCUGGUGAAGCUUCGUAAAGGCCAGGAGCUCCGGCUCAGAGCUUAUGCAAAGAAAGGUUUUGGUAAAGAGCACGCCAAGUGGAACCCAACAGCGGGGGUGUCCUUCGAGUACGACCCAGACAACGCUCUGAGACACACAGUCUAUCCACGACCUGAGGAAUGGCCAAAGAGUGAAUACACAGAGAUCGAGGAGGAUGAAGUUCAGGCCCCCUACGACCCAAAUGGAAAACCAGAAAGGUUCUAUUUCAACGUGGAGUCGUGCGGCUCUCUCCGACCGGAGACCAUCGUCAUGUCGGCAUUGGCGGUCCUCAAGAAGAAGCUGAGCGACCUGCAGACCCAGCUGAGCCACGAGAUCCAGAGUGACGUUCUCACCAUCAACUAAUGGAACACAGCACAACUCUGUUGAGGAGACGUCAGUGGUCUCAGGCUCACUGUUCAGGUUGAGCUGCUCCCUCCCUGCUGGCUGUACUCAGAUCUGUUAUCAUUUUCCUCAUCCACAGUUUUCAGUCUCAUCACCAGAGCUGUGAAGUUAUAUCAGUGAUUAUUGCAACAAAAGCUGAAAAUAUUAUGCAGGGUUACUGUUUCAGCAGGAGUUCCUGUAGCAUUGAUAUAAAAAUGUGUUAUUGAAGUUAGGUUCAUAUACUUCACUGUUAAAUAUAUUUUCAUCUGUCCUUUUUUAAUAAAUCCUUUAGAAGUUUUUUUUUUUUGUUUUAAUUUUUCUCAGCAGAUUAUAAGACUUUUUUUGCCUAAAUGUUGCAUGAACUGAACUAAGGGAUUUUAUUACAAAAUAAAAACU